ACCAGCUGUUGCUGUCAAAACUCACUAGCGAGUUUGGAAGUAAGCAGCAUACACAUCAACAACAGCAGCACCAUGCCGGGGCGAUCAGCGGACGAGUGGAUCCGGUUGUCCCUCCGCACACCGGGCAUCCUGAUCUUCGGGAUGGUUUUGGCUCCCUGUGGCUGGAUCCUGGACCUGACCGCCACCGUGGCCCCAAACUGGAGGACCAUCCACAACAUCCCCAACACUCCGUCCGACCAGUUCAUCCAGCAAGGCAUAUGGGACAUCUGCAGGGCCACUUCAACCAGCUCGAGAGAUGAGUGCAACCUCGAGGACACCACGUAUUUCAGCAACCAGAUCAUCAGGGUCGCCCAGGGGUUGAUGGUGGCCUCCCUAAUCGUGACUCUUCUCGGGCUGGCCGUGGCCAUCCCGGGUGUUCGCUGCUGGAAAGAUAGGCCUAACUGGACAGUGGCCGGCCUGGGCGGACUGCUGAUCUUCCUCUCGGGCGUCAUGACCAUCAUACCCAUCGCCUGGUACACCCACAUCCACCGAGAAAUCUCCUCGGUGAGCCCGCUCGCAGAUGUGGAAGUCGGCUACAGCAUCGUUCUGGGCUACAUCGGAGGGAUAUUCGAAGUCCUGGGCGGCUUCGUGAUGUUCAUCGGGAUCUGCCGUUGCUGCGGAGGUAAGAACAGAGGGGAGAGACGGGUUGAGGAGGUCAUGGGCACCCGGUUCAGCCACCAGAAGCCGCCGCCGAGACGAGUUGAAGUCCCAAACCUGAACCGUUCCAGGAGCAGCGCCAGCAGCAGCGUGCCGUACUCCAAGGACUCCAUGGAUGAAGAUGUGUCCUUCCCCAGGGCAAAGAGCCCCGCCCGGUCAGUCAACACCUCCUACAGCGGCAGACCCUACGAUGCCGACUUAUGAGGCGCAGGUAACCCACAUCUGGAGACGCACUAAACACCCCAAAGGAGAGGGAAACAACUUCAAGAUGGACAUUUGUAAAAGGGGCUGAGGGUGGAAAAUAUUCUAAGAAGAACCCAUGGUAAUUAGACAGUGACUUCAUAACAUCACAAAUCUAGUCCACUGUCAGUCAAAGUGUACCCAUAUGUAAUAUUCUGGAGAACUUAACAUGAGUACUUUAAAGUGACCACACACUAAUUGCUGAGUGAUGUAGAAUUAUUAUGAGGCCAUAAAGUAACACUGUGGAAAUAUUUCAGUCGUACUCAGAGAACAAACAGGCUGACUUAAAAAUUGGGAAAUUACUGCAAAUUCACAGUUAAGUGAAGCAGCUUUAAAGGCCAAUUGAGUAAGAGAGUGUUUCAUCAUUAGUGAAGUGAUUCUUCAGACAUCUAUGAUAGUGUGAAAAAAGUGACAGAUCCAUGGCUGAAGUUUGAUGUGACUGUAAAUGAGACUUCUUAUGGGCUCAGUUGGGUUAUUAUUAACGCUGACAUUAUGAUAAUACACCAGAUGCCUAUACAUGAAGCAGUUAUGGAAGGUGAAGGCAUUCUGUAUUAUUGUAACAGUGAAAGAUAGAGAGAAAACCUACUUUGUUUUGAAGAAAAUUGAUACCGAGUUGAAAUUUAAAGUGGCUGUCUUUCACAUUCUGCUGAUGCUGAACUCCAUUUGUAAAUAGUCAUGUUUAAGGAAGCAUUUGCAUUUUUUUUUUCUGUGUAAACUGCCCAAUUUUUUUUCCUCCAUUUUUGUGCGAAUACUGUAUUUUUAUGCACUUUACGAUUAUAACCAACCCUGUAAGACAAUGGGCCACCUGUUGAAAAAAAAAAAGCAUCCUGAGGAUCAACGUUGUUCUAAAUGCUCUGUGAUACAAGUGCUGUGUAUUAAAUGUGCAUUGUGUUUUCUAAAAA
Scatophagus argus is the source of this 1838-nucleotide messenger RNA. It is a transcript of the gene cldn23.1, whose product is annotated as claudin 23.1. NCBI's taxonomy places the organism in Eukaryota, Metazoa, Chordata, Actinopteri, Scatophagidae. Gene Ontology annotation, cellular component: plasma membrane; bicellular tight junction. Gene Ontology annotation, biological process: bicellular tight junction assembly; cell adhesion. The transcript has a single exon. The record is from RefSeq and is a predicted model, not a curated record. Bases 73 to 900 code for a protein of 275 amino acids. Gene Ontology annotation, molecular function: structural molecule activity.